Molecule: messenger RNA, 840 nt
Organism: Volvox carteri f. nagariensis
Lineage: Eukaryota; Viridiplantae; Chlorophyta; Chlorophyceae; Chlamydomonadales; Volvocaceae
Exons: 4
Source: RefSeq, a predicted model, not a curated record
AUGACCAAGGUCGUAAGCAAGGGCAACUCCCGGCGGCCUGUUAAUUACUGGAGCAAAUUCAAUGAAUGGUGGAGGCAAGUUCUUGAGGAAAGCGGCCGUCGACCGGAAGCGGCAGCUAUCAACAGGUGGUAUGAGGACAAUGCGCACGAAAUUUGGCCUGCGGAUGACAUGCCUACGAUGCUGGAAACGCGCAUCCACGCCAAGUGCCUCCGCAGUGUUGACGAGGUUCGCAACUACUUUCGCGCUUAUCGCGCUCAACGCCGGCCCGCCCGAGGCGGCGUGUCCAAAUUGGUAGGCCCCACAAGCCGCCAGCCACGACCCGUGGGUCAAAGCAGCGCCCAGGCCGGACCCCUCCACCAGCUCCCCAGCUUCUCCGGCCGCGUCGGCGGUGCAGGCACAGUAACUGGCAUCCCGGAAGGCACCGCACACCGCACCUGGUGGUCACAUGGCCACCAUAUGAAUUCCCUCAGCUCCCGGCAGUCCGUCGGCGCCGUCGCAGGCCCCAGCGUGGUUAUCACGGGCUUCCCGCACUCCGAGAUCCGCCACCGUGCGCUGAGCCACACCCAGCCCAUCUCUCCGGUCAAGCCCGAUCCCAGCGUUCCCAAGGUGCCGCGGUCGGAGUGUGCGCCGCCGCUAGCACCGCCGGGUUUCGGAGUGGACAUGGCGGAGCAGUACCCACAGCAGCAUCCACCCGCGUACGGGACCUCCGGGCUACUCAGAGCCUGCAGCAACAUGAGCACCGGCUCUCUGGAUGCGCUGUUGGGCAUUCCGGAAGACGACCCACGGGACACUGCAGGCCUUGGCGCACACCCCGCUUUACACGCCGCGCAAGCCAACGCA